Molecule: messenger RNA, 2346 nt
Organism: Onychostoma macrolepis
Lineage: Eukaryota; Metazoa; Chordata; Actinopteri; Cypriniformes; Cyprinidae
Product: testican-2-like
Exons: 10
Coding region: 75-1331 (418 amino acids)
Molecular function (GO): protein binding; calcium ion binding
Source: RefSeq, a predicted model, not a curated record
CUCGUUGCGCGUCACCUGAGCAGACAUCAGACCGUCGCCUCGGUUCUCCGGUGUUUAUUCGUGAGAAGCGGCUCAUGAUGCGAGGUUUAUCCGUUCUUCAGCUGCUGCUCGUGACGCUGAGCGCGAGAGAAGCGCGGGAGAUCGGCGGCGGGAAUUUCUUGGAAGACGAGCAGCAGUGGCUCUCAACGGUGCACCGGUACAGCCGCACCGUCAAACACUGGAACCGCUUCAGAGACGAUGACUACAUCCGUACGCUGGAAGGUCCACAGGCUUCAGAUGAAAGUCUGGACACCACGAAGGAUCCGUGUCAGAAGGUGAAGUGCAGUCGUCAUAAAGUGUGUGUGGCUCAGGGAUAUCAGAGAGCAAUGUGUGUGAACCGCAAGAAGCUCCAGCACAGAAUCAGACAGUCUGGACUGAAGCCUCACGCUAACAACUGUAAACCCUGUUCAGAGACGCCCUCGACACCUGUGUGUGGAUCAGACGGACACAACUACGCCUCACAGUGUAAGCUGGAGCAGCAGGCGUGUUUGUCGGGGAAGGAUCUGUCUGUUCUGUGUUCUGGUUCCUGUCCUUGUAUCAGUGCUGGACCUCCUAAAGCAGAACCCACGAUCAAGACGAAUCCAGAGACGCCACCCGAAAUCAAACAAGAGCUCUGCACUGGUCAGGAUUUAGCAGAUUUGGGCGACAGACUCCGAGACUGGUUUCAGCUUCUUCACGGAAAUGCAAAACAGAACAACUCUGGAAGACAAAGCACAGCGUCAGUGUUUGACCGGGGGCUCGUGGCCGGCUGUAAGGACUCCAUCGGCUGGAUGUUCUCCAAGCUGGACACCAGUAAUGACCUGUUCCUGGAUCAGUCGGAGCUGGCUGCCAUAAACCUGGAGAAGUAUGAAGUGUGUAUCAGGCCCUUCUUUAACUCUUGCGACUCCUACCGCGACGGGAAGGUUUCCACGGCAGAAUGGUGCCUGUGCUUCUGGAGAGAGAAACCUCCAUGUUUGGCUGAAAUCGAGAGGAUUCAGAUGCAAGAGCCGUCUAAGAGGAAACCGGACAUGUACAUCCCCAGUUGCGAUGAGGAUGGUUAUUACCGGAAGUUGCAGUGCGACCGCAGCCGUGACGAGUGUUGGUGUGUUGACCCUCACGGAUCCGAGGCCCCGGGGUCCCGGAUCCAUGGAAACCCCGACUGCGACGAGUUGCUCAGCUCCGGAGAUUUCAGCAGCGGCGUCGGCUGGGAGGACGAGGAGGAGAAAGACACGGAUGAGAACGCAGAGGAAGAAGAGGAGGAGGAAGAGGAGUCCGAGCCGGGAGAGAGCGAUGACGGCGGAUACAUCUGGUAAAACGGCUUCAGCGUCUGCUGCCCGGUGCACCGACAAACCACCCGAUUUACUUCUGCUUCCUGAAACAUUCCACCAGCGUUUGAGUUUGCAUUUCAGUGUUUUUCAUUUCUGUCAUCGCUUUAACGGAUGCAGGGGCGGACUUAGUGAUUUGGGGGCCCUAAGCAAAUUUCAGGUAUGGGGCCCCCCCCCAACACAAUAACUAUAUGUGUCCCUGCAGCACAAAAGCAGUCAUAAGCAGCACAGCUAUAUUUGUAGCAAUAGCCAACAAUACAUAGUAUGGGUCAAAAUUAUACAUUUCUCUUUUACGCCAAAAAUCAUUAGGAUAUUAAGUAAAGAUCAUGUUCCAUGAAGAUAUUUAGUAAAUUUCUUACCGUAAAUAUAUCAAAAGUUAAUUUUUGAUUAGUAAUAUGCAUUGCUAAGAAUUCAUUUGGACAACUUUAAAGGUGAUUUUCUCAAUAUUUAGAUUUUUUUGCACCCUCAGAUUUUCAAAUAGUUGUAUCUCAGCCAAAUAUUGUCCGAUCAUAACAAACCACACAUCAAUGGAAAGAUUAUUUAUUCAGCUUGAUGUAUAAAUCUCAAUUUCCAAAAAUUGACCCUUAUGACUGGUUUGUGGUCCAGUGUCACAUAUGCUCUUUUACGCCUAACCCUUAUUUUGCUCUCUCUCUCUCUCUCUCGUAGAUUAUAGCUAUAACUAGUUUAUUUACCCCUUCACAACUUAAGUCCAUAAUUAGUGAACCUGAUGCUGUUGUAAAACCAUAUUAGGCUUCCUUAAUUUUUUUUGGAUCACAAAAGAAGACAUUAUAAAAAAAAUACUUGCAUUACUUGUCCAUUUAAUGAAUUGUAAGCUUCUUUAAUCUUUUCACAAAAAGGAUUCAAAUGUCAUAUAAAUUAUCCCAUGCAACUCGUUCCGUAUUCUAAGUGUUAUUAAGGCAUACAGUAGGGUUUGCCAAGAAACAAAUUUGAAAAUAUAAUCUAUUAGGCUGUUAAGAGAAAAUCUCAAGUCAUCGCUUUCGUG